Agelaius phoeniceus (red-winged blackbird) is the source of this 1528-nucleotide messenger RNA. It is a transcript of the gene FOXJ1, whose product is annotated as forkhead box J1. The record is from RefSeq and is a predicted model, not a curated record. Gene Ontology annotation, cellular component: nucleus. Gene Ontology annotation, biological process: regulation of transcription by RNA polymerase II. Lineage: Eukaryota; Metazoa; Chordata; Aves; Passeriformes; Icteridae. Gene Ontology annotation, molecular function: DNA-binding transcription factor activity, RNA polymerase II-specific; RNA polymerase II cis-regulatory region sequence-specific DNA binding.
UUUUUUUGGAAUUUUUUUGGUGUUUUUUUCCCCUCUCGUCUCCCGUUUUUCCAGAAGCUUCUUACUGUGUCGUGAACUUUGCCUGCCGGGGGGCGACACCGACACCGGCACGGGGACCUGCCCCAUCCCUUCCUCCCGUUCACGUGCAGCCUGGGAAGCACCGAGGGAGGCAUGGCGUGGCCAGGCCAAGCACUGAAAGCCAAGGGCAAAUUGAAGUGCGUGGAGGAAGACCUGGAUGACAGCCUGCCAGACCUCAUGUGGCUGAGGGACUUCACAGUGGCCCAGACUGGCCUGCCUCAGUUAUACUCCGGCUCAGACCCGCAGGACUGUUACACCAUGAGUGAGAGUCUGUUCAGCCUGGCUGAUUUCGAGUCGCCGUGCUCGCCCCUGGCCGCUGACCCGGCCUGCAAGGGCACACGCCACACCCCCUGCACGCCCGUCUCCUCCUCCACCUCCUCCUCCAGCACGCACCACGACCCGGCUGUGCCCCCUCAUCUGGCAGGGGACAUCGACUACAAGACCAACCCUCACGUCAAGCCACCCUACUCGUACGCCACCCUCAUCUGCAUGGCCAUGGAAGCCAGCAAUAAACCCAAAAUCACCCUCUCUGCCAUCUACAAGUGGAUUACUGACAACUUCUGCUACUUCCGACACGCUGAUCCCACCUGGCAGAACUCCAUCAGGCACAACCUGUCCUUGAACAAGUCCUUCAUCAAGGUGCCUCGACAGAAAGACGAGCCGGGGAAAGGUGGAUUUUGGAAGCUGGACCCCUACUAUGCCAACCGGCUCAAGUACGGGACCUACAAGAAGCGGAGGAUGUCCCCGGUGCAGAUCCACCCGGCCUUCUCUGGGAGAGUCCAGACAGAGGCACGGCACGUUGGCAGCCCAGCCUCCUCCUCCUGCAGCUCCAACAACCUCCUGGAGGCCAACGUGGCAUCGCAGCAGCUGCUCAAAGAGUUUGAGGAAAGCACCAGCAGCCAGAGCUGGAGCCCCGUGGGUACCAACGCGGGGCAGAAGCGCAAGCAGCCCUCGCCCCUGCCCACAGCCAAGGCGGCCCGGCUCCCCAGCUCAGCCCUGAUGACCCAGGAGGAGCAGACUGAGCUGGGCUCCCUGAAAGGUGUCUUUGACUGGGAAACUGUCUUUAACACCAACCUCAAUGGAGACUUCUCCACUCUGGUGGAUAUGGAGCUCCCACCUUCCGUCAACCCUGUCACGUGUGACCUGGACUGGACAGGACAAGGGCAGCAUGUGGAGUGUCCCCAGGGGCAGGAGCAAGUUGUCACUGAAUCCAACCAGUACAGCCUGGACUUUAAUGAAACCCUCAUGGCCACCACUUUCUUGGAGCAUCCCUGGGAUGAAGGGACAAAUGAUUACCUCUCCAACUGUGUCAACAUCGACCAGGUGUUUGAAGACAUCGAUGCCUCUUUGCUGGCAGAUGUCAUCAACCUGAGCAGCCUGGCACGCCUCUUGUAAGGCUUUUGUAGGAUGCUCUCCCCAAGCUGGGACUUACAAGGGACAAGAUUUCCUA